Molecule: messenger RNA, 2057 nt
Organism: Crotalus tigris (Tiger rattlesnake)
Lineage: Eukaryota; Metazoa; Chordata; Lepidosauria; Squamata; Viperidae
Product: mas-related G-protein coupled receptor member H-like
Exons: 2
Coding region: 136-1077 (313 amino acids)
Biological process (GO): G protein-coupled receptor signaling pathway
Cellular component (GO): membrane
Molecular function (GO): G protein-coupled receptor activity
Source: RefSeq, a predicted model, not a curated record
AGAAUAAGGAGGCUGCUAUGAGCCUUGGCUGUCAAGUUCAGUUCUGAAAAAGAACUGAAGAAGCUUUGAAGAUUUUGGACUAUCCCUUUCAGGAGCUUCCACUCCAAAAGAUAAUCAGAGGAUUACAAAAGCUUAAUGAUGAAUUCCAGCCUGGGAGAUCUGGAUGCUACAGAGAACUAUUAUGGGUAUAACGAUACCAUUGACUCGUUUGAGUACACAGAAGAGAUGCCCCCUUCUGUUUUAGGAUGGAUUGCUUUGGUAGGCAUUACUUUAAUGGCCUGUUGUAUUGGAUUUAUGGGCAAUGGCUACAUCAUCUGGCUACUUGGCUUCCAGAUGAAGAGGAACCGUUUCACCACAUUCAUCCUUCACUUGGCCAUCACAGACUUUGGGUUCCUCACGUCUGUAGUUAUACAUAAUAUCCAUAUAUUUACUUAUUUUCUAGGACAUGGAAUUCUCAACAUUUUCUGUGCCUCUUUCUGCCACAUGAUGUAUAUCAAUAGUUACUUUCUUAUGACGGCCAUCAGCAUUGACCGGUGUGUGGCUGUCCUUUUCCCAAUCUGGCAUCACUGUUCCCGGCCAAAACAUUUGUCCCCUGCUAUCUGUGUCACCCUCUGGACCUCCUCUUUCCUCCUGGUUGGAACUGUGAACAUUAUGAAAUUAUCAAAAGUCACUGUAGAUUACAGUCCGUUUGGUCUCCUUUUCCUUGUGAGUGCUAUACUUUGCCUUCCGUUGAUCACUCUCUCUACUGUGGCCCUUUUCAUCAAAGUGUGUCUUAAAUCGAAUCAGAAGAAUCAGGGUCGGCUUUUACUGAUGAUUUUAAUCACUCUUCUCUGUUUCCUCACCCUUGCUUUUCCGUUAAGUGUCUUUGUGGUGAUUGCUAAUUUUUUUAGUAUUGAAAUUGACCCUGAACUACGGUAUUGGGAGACACGUAUUAUAUUGAUCUCCUGCCUAAACAGCAGCAUUAACCCAGUGAUCUAUUUUCUAGUUGGGAGGAAAAAAGGAGCUCGGUCCAAGGACAGCAUGAAGGUCCUUUUGCAAAAGCUCUUCAAAGAAACUGAAGUUACUGGAGGGAGAUAGAAGAAGUCAAGACAUCUGUGUUUUCUUCUGAGGAGCAAUGAAGGGGGUUGUAAUCUUAUAAGUGGGAUCAGAGCUUUUUUUGUCAUUGAACGCACCGGAACGGUGUUCUGGCACCUUUUUUCGAUGGAUUUUCCAAGUUCUAAAAGUAACUUUCGAAAAUUUGAUGCUUAGUCCACGUGGACUUGAAUCGCCCUGUCGAGUAUAGCAGGUCGGCGGCAAAAUCAUUAAAAUCGUGCAUUUGGGCUGCUUGUGUGUCGAGUCCGAUGCAUGCAUACUUCAUCCGCGCUGGUUGUGAUGGUGCUGCUUGGCUUGUGGCACUGCUCGGCUUGUGAUUGGUGGUGUGGUUGUGCGCUCAGUGCUUACUGCAGACAGCGACCAUUAUGUUUCAUUACACAAUUGGUGUGUGUGGGUGUGUGUAGAGUGAUUGACUUCGUGCGAAAAGUAAAUAUCUUUAUUUUAAAAAAAAUCAUUGGUGGAUUGAAAAUCUUUUUUAAUAUUUAAUGUAAAAGUGUGACCCCCCAAGUUUAAAAAUGAAAAAAAAAAUACUAAUUAAAUCUCAACCACUGGUCUUGCUAAUAAAAAGGCCAGGAUAUUAACAGACGCAACGACAGAACACACAAAAAUAAUGACGCCUGUUGAUAUUUCUGAAUCUGAUCUUGAGAAGCAAAGCCAAACUACAAAUGACUGCUGGACCUAUGAUAAAAAAAAUAAUUUGUGGCAACUGGAUCUGAAAGAGGUUGGACGGUUAUUCCAGGACAAGGACUGAAAUCCAUAUUUAAAAGGACUUGAAUGGGUAGUGGACCAGAACCAUUUAAAUAAGUCUAAUUUUUUAUUAUUAUUGUACAUGUGAAUAUGAUUUAAUACGUUAGCAGGAUAUGUGCAAGAAGUGGACGGAAAGAGUGUAACCUCAGAGUAACCCGGCCAAUGGGGAACAAGGAGGGAUGUGGUGGCUGGGACAGCACUGUAUAAGGAAGGGAAUA